GUCGUGAUCGCACACAUGAUGCGCAUGACCCGGGCCGCGAUCAUCGCCCUGCUGGCCUCGCCCUACAUCGAGAUGGCCCGGCUCAAGGGCGAGCCGCGCUGGAAGGUCAUCGCCGUGCACGCGCUGCCGAACGCGCUGGCUCCCAUCAUCAACGUGGUCGCGCUGAACCUCGCCUAUCUGAUCACCGGCGUGGUGCUGGUGGAGAUCGUCUUCGUGUACCCGGGGGUCGGCCAGUUGCUGGUCGACAGCGUCACCAAGCGGGACUUCCCGGUGGUGCAGGCCUGCUGUCUGGUCUUCGCCGCCACCUACAUCCUGCUGAACCUGACUCGCCGACGUGGGGGCGAUUCUCUCCAACCCGCGGCUGCGGCAUCCGAAGUGAGGGCCACGUCAUGA
This is a messenger RNA of Geodia barretti, 393 nucleotides long. NCBI's taxonomy places the organism in Eukaryota, Metazoa, Porifera, Demospongiae, Tetractinellida, Geodiidae. The record is from the annotation of a GenBank genome assembly.